This is a messenger RNA of Passer domesticus (house sparrow), 3715 nucleotides long. It is a transcript of the gene SHTN1, whose product is annotated as shootin 1. The record is from RefSeq and is a predicted model, not a curated record. Gene Ontology annotation, biological process: neuron projection morphogenesis; positive regulation of neuron migration. Lineage: Eukaryota; Metazoa; Chordata; Aves; Passeriformes; Passeridae. The coding region runs from base 141 to 2024 and encodes 627 amino acids. The transcript has 17 exons. Gene Ontology annotation, cellular component: cytoplasm; cell leading edge; axonal growth cone.
GCGGGCCGGGCCGCUCGCCGCGCCCGCCGCGCCCCGGGGCUGCGGCCGCCGCCGCCCGCCCGCUGCCAGGUGAAGCGGCGCUCGCUGGGGCGGAGCGCAGCGGGGCAGCCGCCGGCCCGUGGCGGCGGCGGCGGGGCAGGAUGAACAGCUCCGACGAGGAGAAGCAGCUGGAGCUCCUCGCCAGCCUGAAGGACCAAGCUAUUGGCGAAUAUGAAGAGCUUAGAGCAGAAAAUAAGAAAACGAAGGAAGAGUGUGACAAAAUCAAGCAAGAACGAGAUGAGGCUGUCAAAAAGCUGGAGGAGUUUCAGAAAAUUUCUCACAUGGUUAUUGAGGAAGUGAACUGCAUUCAGAACCAUCUUGAAAUUGAGAAGACAUGCCGUGAAAGUGCUGAGGCUUUGGCUUCUAAGCUGAACAAAGAAAAUAAAACCUUGAAAAGAAUUAGUAUGCUUUGUAUGGCCAAACUGGGCCCAGAAAUUAUCACUGAAGAGAUUAACAUUGAUGAGGAUGAGUCAUCCACGGAUACAGAAGCUACCUCUGGAUCAUGCAAUUCUGUGCACUGUCAGCAGCAAAUAAAAGAGCUGCGAGAUCAAAUCGUAUCUGUUCAUGAGGAAAAGAAGACCUUGGCCAUUGAACUGGAAAACCUGAGGUGCAAACUUGCAGAAGUAAUUGAAGAAGUAAAUAAGUUGAAAGAAGAAAAGGCUGUUUUGACGACUGAAGUUAAUAAGCAACAAAAACUGCUGGAGAAAUGUAACAGAGUGUCUGUGCUGGCAGUAGAGGAAUAUGAAGAGCUUCAUGAAAACUUUGAGCUGGAAAAGAACCUGCGGAAGAAGGCAGAGUCAUUUGCACAGGAGAUGUUUAUUGAACAAAACAAGAUGAAAAGGCAGAGUCAGUUGCUUCUGCAAAAUUUUGCUCCUGAUCAACAGCUUUUGAAGGCUUUGGAUGACAAUGCCAAGCUAACCCACACAUUAGAAGAAGAGAGGCUUCAACACCAGCAAAAGAUUAAAGAAUUAGAAGAGCAGCUAGAGAAUCAGUCACUGCAUAAGGAGAUUAGUCGCCUUAAACAGCAACUAGAACUUUUGGAGGAAGAUAAAAAAGAACUGGAGCUGAAGUGUCAGCAUGCAGAAGAAAAAGCUAGGGACCUAAAGCACUCAGUUGAUGAGCUUCAGAAGCGAAUCCAGCAGUCUGAAAAUCCUGCCCCGCCUCCUCCGCCGCCCCCACCGCCGCCUCUCCCUCCUCCUCCUCCUCCCAACCCCAUUCGGUCUCUCAUGUCAAUGAUUCGGAAGAGAUCUCACUCCAACACCAAUGUGAGCAAGAAGGAGAAACCUCCUCAGCAGGAGUCAGCAGGUGAAGAAGUUACAGAUCUGAAGAGGCAAGCUGUGGAAGAAAUGAUGGACAGGAUUAAAAAGGGAGUUCACCUGAGACCAGUCAACCAAUCAAGCAGGCCUAAAACAAAGCCAGAAACACCAAAGCCCUCUGAAAGUGCAAUGAAAGAGCUAAAAGGGAUUCUGGAAACACUGAAUAAAUCCACCAGUUCCCGAAGCUUGAAGUCCCUUGAGACAGACAGUGGUGAAACAGAGCUGGAGCGAGUCCUGCGACGCCGGAAAGUGACCACUGACCAGGACAGUGGCAGUCCCACUGGAAUCUUGGCCACGUCAGAAUCAAAGUCUCUGCCUGUGCUGGGUUCAGGAGCCAGUGCCCCACAGGCAGCACUGGACAAGAAAGAUGUAGAGACAGAUUUCACUUCCAAAGUACCCAACUCAGGUCCUGUCCCCAACCAGCCUAAGGGUGCUACAGGCUCCAAGCCUACUUUACAAUCAACUAGUCACACAGAACUGACAAGAAAAGCUUCUAGCAGCGAAAAAGAGACAGAAUCCGUGGUAGUUUUAGAUCCUGUGUCCACCAGUGGGGAUCAAAUGUCUGAAAAUGCCCUGAACCAGAACAAAGUGAAGGAGGAAAAAAGCAAGCCACUGCAUAAAGAAACUAAUGUUGGGAAAAUAAAAGAAACAGAUAGUUCUAGCUGUUAAUUGUUACUCUGCAAGGCUGUACCUUUUGGGAAUCAUUAUCUGGACAUGUGAAUUGCUUAGGUGUGUUACUAGGGGCCACGGUCUGUACUCCAGACAGAAAUAAUACAGAUUGAAAUGGUCUUUUGUAUGCAGCUUUUGUUACAUGCACUGAAGUGUUAAAUAACUGUGUGUCACUCAAAAUCCCUUUCCCAUUUUAAUUUUGCAGGUAUGGUUAUUAAUUUCUUAGAUUGUGUCAGUUACCUUUAAAAAUGGAUUUGAAGAGGCUUUUUUAACUCUUCUUUUAUUGAGAAGAUGCCUUGUUGAAGGUCUGUUCCAAAGCUUGCCAGAAGCCCCCUGCAUCCCUCUUGAGCUGGACAGGUUUGGGUUAGACCCUGUAAGUGAUAACACCCUCAUCAGCUUCAGGGGGUGUUACUAAUUAUUAAUAAAAAUAUGUUUAGACACAUUGCUCUAAAAAUGUUUUGAUACCCACUUAAACCAAGAUCUUGUUGCUGUCCCCACACAGGGAGGAAAUGAAAAGCACAAGCACAACCCUUCUGUCUCAGAUUGUCAGGGGACAGAGACUGAAAUGCAGAGGCAGUGCAGCAUCUCAUUGUGGUACCAAGAUUUUUGGCAGUGAUAGCCAGAGUCAGGGGUUUGUGGGACUGGUGCUCUCAGUUGGGUUAAAAGCUUUGCAAAGGAGGACUUGCUCCUGAUUUUUCUUUUAAUGUUACACAGCAGCUUUUGGGACUGCUGCAGCUGGAGUCUGUCUUUGUUGCUGCACAAAAAUAACUUGCCUUAGGCUCCAGUGGGUAUGGGCUGCGUUUGGGAUUCAUUCCAGGACUGCAAGUUCUUGGGAAUCAUCAACAUUCUGAGAACUCCCAGCUGAAAGCUCACAGUGCUAACAAAAUGAGCCCUUGCUUUGAACCUGGCACACACUGGUGGCAUUAAUUUCUUUAUUAGGUGACACUUCAGGUGUCUGUAUUUGAUAACACAAAUCCCAGUUUCCCUCAGCCCUUAUUUCCUCUGACAACGGUGAGAUAGGAACAUCAUUGAUUUGCUCCACUGCCAAUUCACAUUCCAUUGUAGUCCCUUUAAAUUCAGCACAGUAUCUCAUUCUUUUGUAAUGAACAAAUGGAAUCAGGGAUUUACCUAAAGAUUGGUGUAACUGAAAUUGGGUGGGCACGUACUUGAAUGCACUUGGAUUCUUUUUUAUUUAAUUAUCUGAAACAGUGAUAGUAUUGAAGGAUGAAUGUUCUGAGUUUGUUGGUUUGGCUCUGCAUGCAACUGUCUGGUGCUUUUCCUAAAAAUAAAAUGAUAGUAAUGAGUGUGGUGGUUUCACAUCUAUUUUGGUGGUUUUUGCAUGUUUGCUACGAAAAUCUUGGACUUGAUCUAAUGACUGAAUUACAUACAGUUCAUAAACUUGUGGAAAUUUGUCUCUCAUUUAUAUUUUUAUUUCUUGGGGGCAGUUGGUUCUGGUUGUUAAUUUUUUACUUAGUUGUCUGUUACACUGAACUUAAAAUGCAAAAUUUCAUAUAUGUAUUUUUUCCUCAAAUUAUUGCUGCUGUAUUAUAUGUUCAGAUUUUCAAAUUAUGCAAAACCCAGAAGUUUUUCAAGAAGCAUUUCUUUUACUUAAACUGUUUUGUUACCUAGAACAUAAAUUAUUUCUUUAACUUUUGUUGCUUAUUAAAAAGACUCCUGACAAGUUUCCCAGA